This is a messenger RNA of Mangifera indica (mango), 1617 nucleotides long. RefSeq names its product probable disease resistance protein At4g27220. The transcript has 4 exons. Gene Ontology annotation, molecular function: protein binding. Lineage: Eukaryota; Viridiplantae; Streptophyta; Magnoliopsida; Sapindales; Anacardiaceae. The record is from RefSeq and is a predicted model, not a curated record. The coding region runs from base 1 to 1617 and encodes 538 amino acids.
AUGGAAGGCGCACGAGAUAGACUAGAUAAAUUGGUUCAUGACCUAAAAGAUGUUUGUUUGUUACUUGACGGGGUCGAAAGCGACCAAUUUGCUAUGCAUGAUGUUAUUCGUGAUGUUGCCAUAACAUUUGCACAUGAGGAGCACCAUGUGUUUACAACAAGAAAUGACGUUGAACGAGAUUGGAAGGAUAGAGACAAACUCAAGAAAUGCACAAUGAUCUCUUUACCAAGUGAAAAUACUAUUAUUAGUCAACUUUGGCCUAACGAUUUGGAUUGUCCAAAUCUUGAAUAUUUCAAUAUGACUUAUAUAUGGAACUUUUCUUUUAAAAUCCCGGAGGGCUUUUUUACGGUGAUGCCAAAGCUUAGAGUAUUGAAUUUGGUUCGACUACAACAAACGUCAUUGCCAUCAUCAAUUCAUCAUUUGAAAAACCUUCAAACAUUGUGUUUAGAUAAGAGCAACAUUGAAGGUGUUCCUAUUAUUGGAAAGCUUAAUAAGCUAAAGGUCCUUAGCUUACGAAAUUCUUACAUUAAGGAGUUUCCCACGGAAAUGGGUCAAUUAACUCAACUAAGACUGUUAGAUUUGAGCAAUUGCCGUAAUUUGAAAGUUAUUGCUCCAAAUGUGAUAUCAAAAUUAUCCAAUUUGGAAGAACUUUAUUUGAAGGAGUGCCCUAUUCAGUGGAAGAUUGAAGUGCUUGAGGAAUUGAAGCUCUUGUCUAACCUCGCUAGUGUAGAGUUGGAUAUUGAAGAUAACAAGGUUAUUUUUCCUGAUUUAAAGGUCCUGGUAUUGAUGAAUAUUAUUUCUAGAAAGAUUUGGGACUGUCAACUUCCAUCUUCCUCCUUUGAAAAUUUGAAAGAAUUGACAUUGCGGAGAUGUACAAAGAUAAAAUUUGUGUUUCCUUAUACCAUAACCAAAAACCUCCAGCAACUCCAAUACCUUGAGAUAAAGGAUUGUAUUGAUUUAGAGGAAAUUGUUGCUAUAGAAGAAAUAACUGAAGCAGCUGCCAGUGUUGUCUUUCCUGAAGUAACCUUUUUGGAGCUUGAAAAUCUACCGGAACUUGCAACUUUUUAUCCUAGAAUACAUACUUUGGAAUGGCCAAAGUUGAAAAGGUUGGAGAUGAAAAGUUGUGACAAAUUUAAGAUAUUCAAUUCAGAGCCAAAUUCUUUGUGCUUGGACCAUAAGGUUAUCUUUCCUAAUUUAAAGGUUCUCGAAUUGAAGAGUAGUCUGGGAGAGAUUUGGAACAAAGAAUCUUCAACUUAUUCUUAUGAAAAUUUGACACACUUGACCCUAUUUGAAUGUGAUAAAAUAAAAUAUGUAUUUCCUUUGUCAAUAGCCAAAAGCCUCCAACAACUCCAACACCUUAAGUUAACUAGUUGUAAGGUUUUAGAGGGAAUUGUUGCUCCAGAAGAAGGAACAAAAGCAGUUGUCAAUUUUUCCUUUCCGCAGGUAACCAAAGUGAACCUUCUAUUUCUACCAGAGUUUACAGAUUUUUAUCCUGGAAUACAUACUUUAGAAUGGCCGAAAUUAAAAGAGUUGAUGGUCAGAGAUUGUCCUAAAUUUAAGAUGAUCUCUUCAGAGCCAAAUGUCCCGUGCUUUGACCAAAAGAUCAAUCAUGAUUGA